ACAAACGGAAAACCCGGGGGAGACCCGCAACAAACGGGACCGCAACAAAGGGGACCCAGACAAAGGGACCGGGACAAAGAGACCAACAAAGGGAGACCGCAAAGAAAAAACGGAGACCCGAAAAGGGACCACACAACGGAACCCAGACAAACGGAACCAACAACACAGACGGAACCCGAAAAGGGACCAACAAACGGGACCGAGACAAACGGAGACGGAGACAACGGACCACAAAACGGAGACCAGACAAACGGGGACCCAGACAAACGGAACCCCAGACAAAGGAGACCACAAAGGGGACCCAGACAAACGGAACCGCACACAAAGGGAACCGAACAACGGGACGAGACAAGGAGCCGCAAAAACGGACCGCAAAAAGAGACCAACAAACAACCGCAACAAACGGAACCCAACAAAGAACCCAGACAAACGAAACGCGACAAACAGACCAACAAAACUAACCCACAAAAGAUCCCCAACAAACGAACCAGACAAAGGAACCCAACAAACGAGACCCAGACAAAGAGAGCGGCAGACAAACGGAGACCAAAAAAAGGAGACCGCACAAAAAGGAGACGCAGACAAAGAAAACCGGGGACAAACGGGAGCCCGGGAACAAACGGAGACCCCAGAAAACGGGACCCCAGACAAACGGAGACCCAGACAAAACGGAGACCCACAAAACGGAGACCGCAACAAACGGAGACCCAGCAAACGGAGACCGCAAAAAAAAGAGACCCACACAAACGGAGAACCCAACAAAGGAGACCCAGACAAACGGAGACCCAGACAAACGGAGACCCAGACAAACGGAGACCCCAGACAAAACGGGGGACCCAACAAAGGGGAGACCGCAACAAACGGAGACCGCAGACAAACGGAGACCGCAACAAACGGAGACCAGACAAACGGAGACGCCACACAAACGGAGACCACACAAAACGGAACCCAGACAAAGGAGGACCCAGACAAAACGGAUACCCAACAAACGGAGACCGCAGACAAAACGGAGACCCCAGACAAACGCGGAACCGCACACAAACGGAGACCCACACAAACGGAGACCCCAGACAAAAGGAGACCCGACAAAAACGGAGACCGCAGACAAACGGAGACCGCACGACAAACGGAGACCGCACACAAACGGAGACCGCACACAAAACGAGACCCAGACAAACGGGAGACCGCAACAAACGGAACGCAAAAGGAACCCAACAAGGAGACCGCAAAAAACGGAGACCGCAGAAAAAACGGGGCACAAAGGAGCACCCCGACACAAACGGAGACCCAACAAACGGAGACCCCAGACAAACGGAGACCGGGAACAAACGGAGACCGCAGAAAACGGAGACCGCAACAAACGGAGACCCAGACAAACGGAGACCCCAGACAAACGGAACCCAGACAAACGGAUGACCCGCACACAAACGAGACCCGAAGAAAACGGAGACCGCCAAGACAAACGAGACCCCACAAGGAGACCACACAACGGAGACCCCAGACAAACGGAGACCGCACACAAACGGAGACCGCAGACAAACGGAGACCCAGACAAACGGAGACCCAGACAAAGGGAGACCGACACAAGGAGACCCCACAAAACGGAGACCCAACAAAACGGAGACCCGAAGCAAAAGGAGACCGCAGACAAACGGAGACCGCAGACAAACGAGACGACAGAACGAGACACAAACGGAGACACCCAGACAAACGGAGACCGCAGACAAACGGAGACCGCACACAAACGGAGACCCGCAGACAAACGGAGACCGACAAAACGGAGACCCGAGACAAAAAGACCCCACACAAACGGAGACCCCAGACAAAACGAGACCCCAGACAAGAGACCGCAGACAAACGGAGACCCAGACAAACGGAGAACCGCAACAAACGAGACACGCAGACAAACGGAGACCCAGACAAACGGAGACCGCACACAAACGGAGACCCAGACAAACACAAACGGAGACCCAGACAAACGGAGACCGCAGACAAACGGAGACCACACAAACGGAGACCGCAGACAAAACGAGACCGCAGACAAACGGAGACCCCAGAAAGAGGACCGCAGACAAACGGAGACCCCAGACAAACGGAGACCAACAAAAACGGAGACCGCAACAAGGAACCGAGACAACGGAGACCGCAAACAAACGGAGACCGCAGACAAACGGAGACCGCACACAAACGGAGACCGCACACAACGAGACCGCGACAAAACGGAGACCGCAGACAAACGAGACCCCAUACAAAAGAACCGCACACAAAACGGAGACCCCAGACAAACGGAGCCCUGCAACAAACUGAUACCCAACAAUAA
Pecten maximus is the source of this 2320-nucleotide messenger RNA. RefSeq names its product zinc finger CCCH domain-containing protein 13-like. The annotation marks the transcript as partial. The record is from RefSeq and is a predicted model, not a curated record. NCBI's taxonomy places the organism in Eukaryota, Metazoa, Mollusca, Bivalvia, Pectinida, Pectinidae. The transcript has 3 exons.